Molecule: messenger RNA, 693 nt
Organism: Odobenus rosmarus divergens (Pacific walrus)
Lineage: Eukaryota; Metazoa; Chordata; Mammalia; Carnivora; Odobenidae
Product: chromosome unknown open reading frame, human C19orf38
Exons: 7
Coding region: 1-693 (230 amino acids)
Source: RefSeq, a predicted model, not a curated record
AUGCCCUGGACCGUCCUGCUCUUUGCAGCCGGUUCCUUCGCAAUCCCAGCGCCAUCCAUCCUGCUGGUGCCCCCACACCCCAGCAGCCAAGAAGACCCCAUCCACAUUGCCUGCGUAGCCCCUGGGGGCUUCCCAGGGGCAAAUUUCACACUGUACCGUGGUGGGCAGGUGGUCCAGCUCCUGCAGGCGCCCGCGGACCGGCUUGAGGUCACCUUCAACCUGAGUGGCAGUGGCAGGGAGGCUCCAGGGGGCACAUUUUGCUGCCGGUAUGGUGUGCUAGGUGAGCACCGACAGCUGCAGCUGUCGGACUUCAGCGAGCCCGUGCAUGUCUCCUUCCCAGUGCCCACUUGGAUACUGGCACUCUCCUUGAGCCUGGCCGGAGCCCUCCUUCUCCUUGCUGGGCUGGUGGUUGUUGCCGUGGUGGUCAGGAAAGUUAAAGUAAAAAAUUUGCAGAAGAAAAGAGAGCGAGAAUCCUGCUGGGUCCAGAUGAACUUUGCCACCACAGAUAUGACCUUUGAUAACUCUCUGUUUGCCAUCUCCAUGAAAAUGAACCCAGAAGAAGAUGCAGCUACUCUGGAUGCUUGCUCAGGCACCGCCGAGACACCUGGCAACUCUGGGCCCCGGAAAAGGCCCACCUCCACAUCAUCCUCACCUGAGCCCCCCGAAUUCAGCACUUUCCGGGCCUGCCAGUGA